Molecule: messenger RNA, 1940 nt
Organism: Pundamilia nyererei
Lineage: Eukaryota; Metazoa; Chordata; Actinopteri; Cichliformes; Cichlidae
Product: genetic suppressor element 1
Exons: 5
Coding region: 16-1134 (372 amino acids)
Source: RefSeq, a predicted model, not a curated record
UAGGACUGAUGCAAAAUGUGUGUUUUGUUUUUUUUUAAUUUAUUUUUUAAUUUUAUUUUUUUUCCUGUUUUAGAUAAUGAAAGGGUAGUGGAGCUGCUACAGGCAAUUAAAGAAAAGACUGUGACCUUGGAUACCAUCAGACAUGCUCCACAUCCACUGUGUAAAAGUCCUCCAACUCAGAUCUCUAAUCCUGCAUUCUCCCAGCCUCCCUCUGAACCAGAGGAGCACCACAGUGUCAGACCACGCAGCCCCUCCUCACAUUGCCCAACAUCCCCCAAUGGGCAUCCAAAACCCCUUGGGGACACAUUAAGACCAAAGGCACCCCCUUCUCCAGCUGUCUACCCAGACAAGGCCCGGGGGCCCAGUGAGGGACCGAUCUCAAAGAGGAGCUCCAGCCUGCUUAACAGCUUGAGGCCCCCACUCCCCCUGCAGGCUAAAGAAGGUCAUCACAGCAUCAAUGGACGCACACAACCACGGGACUUCGCCCCAGAGGAAUUUGCCCAGCAGUUCCACGAAUCUGUGCUACAGUCCACUCUGCAGAAACAUAAAGGUGGAGCCGCAGGGGUGUCAGAGUCAUCCCACCUCCAGGAGUCCUCUGUUCACUACAACAUUCCCGAGCUUCAGGGCCCUCCUGGCCGACCACCACAGCCACAUUCACAGUCCCACUCAACUCCACAGUCAUUUCCACAUCCACUUUUGCACUCUCACCCUCAGCCCAACGGGCAGCACCUCUCGAUGCCUCAGCACAGGGAGGCAUCGGGGAUGAGGGAGGACAUGUCUGGUCCAGAGGACUCUGAAGAGGAAGACGAGGAGGAGGAAGAAGAGGCUUCAGUUUUCAAGUGGCAGGGGAUUGAAUCUAUAUUUGAAGCUUAUCAGGAAUAUGUGGAAGAGCAAACUUUGGAGCGACAAGUACUGCAGAGCCAGUGUCGAAGACUAGAAGCUCAGAACUACAACCUUAGUCUAACUGCUGAGCAGCUGUCUCAUACCAUGGGGGAGCUGAUGUCCCAAAGACAGAAGCUGGCAGUGGAAAGAGAGAAGCUACAAGCAGAAAUGGAACACUUCAGGAAGUGUUUGACGCUGCCACAGACACACUGGCCAAGAGCCGGCCAUUAUAAAGGUUACCCUCCGAGGUGACCAUGACGCUGAUUUUGAUAGCCCUUGGGCCCCAGCCUCCUCCCCUUUCAGACUGACUCCCAGAGUUUAUUUUUAAUGGCCUGGUCCUCAUAGCUCCAUGGAGGAUAAUACGGCUGGCUAGAUACGAUGAAUGAAUGAAUGGAGUGAAUGGAUGGAUAGAUAGAUAGGUGAAUGCAGAGGAGACCGGACCAUUCAGUGAAGUACAGGCAGUCUUUGGAUUAUGGGUCAACAGGGACUGCACCACAAGCCACUAAUGUGUGCCAAUGUAGCCAACUCCAAGAUCAGUGAGUGUAUGGGGCAGAAAAACCUGAAGAUCAACAUGACACCUGCUUUUCAUUCUUCAGUCCCUGCUGCGCUAUUGUUCAGUCCCUGCAUCCCUCACCGCCACAGCUACACAGACAAUCCUGCCAAUGAGGGAGCAGCUACCCCCAGAGGGGGGUGUCGUUACAAGACUUGAAAGCUCCAAAUCUCCAAAUGAAGACCUUUGGUCAUUUGGGACUGAUUUAUUUUCUUUUUUCCUUUUAUUUUGUGGCCACAUGAGCUUUUGAACUGGAAAUGCACUUAAUAAAAGCUGAAGAACUACCUGGUGGUACUGUGUUACAACAAAGAACUGUUCAAAUUAGGGAAGAACUUAGAAAAUGCACAUUUUUGGAAAGAAUUAAGUAAAUGUUUUAUUUCGAAAUAGAAAAUUUCAAAAUAAGAAUUUUAAAAGGUGCUUAAGCCUUGUAUUGUAUAUAAUAUGAAGACUUAAAAAGAAUUUUGUAUGUUUUUAUUACUUUAAUCAUUGUUCUUUUAAAAGAAAAAGC